This is a messenger RNA of Kuraishia capsulata CBS 1993, 1725 nucleotides long. RefSeq lists its product as uncharacterized. The record is from RefSeq and is a predicted model, not a curated record. The transcript has a single exon. Gene Ontology annotation, cellular component: membrane. Gene Ontology annotation, molecular function: carbohydrate:proton symporter activity. The coding region runs from base 1 to 1725 and encodes 574 amino acids. Lineage: Eukaryota; Fungi; Ascomycota; Pichiomycetes; Pichiales; Pichiaceae. Gene Ontology annotation, biological process: transmembrane transport; carbohydrate transport.
AUGACGAGCAACGGAUAUAAACGAUUGGGAGAAACGGGGAGACGAGUGGAGGAUCCGUUCGGAAAUCCGUUUGAUUCCGACGAGGAGCAGUCGAGUUCCUCGCAAACGGAUCCCUCACCUUUUGCCAACCCAGCAUUUCAGGGCAAAUCUUUCAGCGACUUUGACAGUGUGGCUGAAAUAUCAGACUCGCGGUCCGAGGCGAUUGAUUUGAGGCAUCUAGACACAAGAGGCAAGCUGUUACCCGAUGAAGAAAUUGAUCCUGAUGAAGACAGUUUCGCAGGGUUUAGAGCACCACAGGAUGACGGAUUACAGGUCCCCACCUUGGAUUUCGAUGGAGUGCCGAUGGGCAAAAUAAGAGGCCAGCGGCUUUUAUAUAUGACGUCUAUAUUCGUCAGUUUGGGAGUGUUCAUGUUCGGGUACGAUCAGGGAGUCAUGAGUGGAAUCAUCACGGAACGCAACUUUGUACAGUUCUUUGACGACCCCACACGUAUUCAGAUUGGCACCAUGGUGGCCAUUUUGGAGCUAGGUGCUCUUUUGGCGUCACUGGCUGUUGGAACGGUGAGUGAGAAAAUUGGUAGAAAAAGAACUAUCAUCCUGGGUGCCUUUGUGUUUGUGAGCGGUGGGUUGUGCCAAUCACUAGCACCUAAUCUCGCGAUAUUGAGUGUAGGAAGAGUUGUUUCCGGCAUUGGUGUCGGUUUGUUGAGUACCAUUGUGCCCGUUUAUCAGUCAGAAAUCUCACCUUCUCACGCCAGAGGAAGACUGGCGUGUAUUGAGUUUACAGGCAACAUCUUCGGGUACUCAGCCUCGGUAUGGGUCGACUAUGCAUGCUCCUUUUUCCCCGGUGCAAUCUCCUGGAGAGGUCCUCUACUGGCACAGUGUGUUCUUGGUACAUUCUUGUUGGUUGGUGGUUUUUUCAUAGUCGAAUCGCCUCGCUGGUUGUUGGCAAAAGAUAUGGACACCGAAGGUUAUCGGGUGCUGAAUUUACUAUUCGCAGACUCACCCGCCGGGACUGCACGCAAGGAAUUUGAGGCCAUAAAGGAAAAUGUAUAUCAGGAACGCGUUUUAACACCUCCUGAGAAAAGAACGUAUCGCGAAAUGUUUAGAACGCACAAAUACCGCGUAUUCAUCGCGUGUUCGGCCCUGAUGUGGGCGCAGUUAGUGGGCAUCAAUCUCAUUUCAUACUAUGCUCCAAUGGUCUUUGAGGAGGCUGGGUUUGAGGGCAGGGCUGCCUUGUUGAUGACUGGAAUCAACUCUCUGAUCUAUCUUGCAUCUACCGUCCCCACCUGGUUUCUCGUUGACCAAUGGGGCAGAAGGCCCAUCUUCAUCAGUGGAGGUAUCAUGAUGGGCUUUGCAUUGAGCUUCAUCGCUUAUAUCAUGUGGCUUCAAAAAUCCUACACUCCAGCCUGUGUGGCUGUUCUGGUGGUGAUCUACAACGCUGCUUUUGGCUACUCGUUCGGCCCGCUGGCCUGGUUGUACGCUCCAGAGAUUUUUGCAGACUCCACUAUGAGAUCCAAGGGAGUUUCGCUUUCUACUGCCACAAACUGGUUUUUCAACUUUCUUGUGGGAGAAGGCUCUCCAGCUCUAUUAGAGCUCAUCACCUGGAGACUUUACCUUAUCCAUGCCGUAUUCUGCUUUGGGGCAGUCUUUUUUGUCUACAAAUUGUAUCCAGAGACCAAUGGUGUUGAGCUAGAGGACAUGGAUAAACUGUUUGCAGGUGAGUUGUAG